AUGCCAGCUCAGAAGAAAUCCAACCUCACCAACGGCAAGCGCGAUGCAAGCUGGGUCAAAGUCCCUUCCGGCGGGCCCCAACUUCCCAACGGCUCCUCUGCGAAGCAGGACAAGCGAUCCCCUGCUGACGAUGGCAACGGCAUCUUGGACCUUGAGCUCGAUGAGCUCAGCGCGCUGCUCGAGCCCGUUGGCGUCAACGGCUGUGGCGGAAAGAGCGACCGCAGGUGA
Molecule: messenger RNA, 228 nt
Organism: Lasiodiplodia theobromae
Lineage: Eukaryota; Fungi; Ascomycota; Dothideomycetes; Botryosphaeriales; Botryosphaeriaceae
Product: Microtubule-associated serine/threonine-protein kinase 4 isoform X22
Exons: 2
Coding region: 1-228 (75 amino acids)
Source: RefSeq, a predicted model, not a curated record